AUGGAUUGUGCAGCAAAGCUUAAAGAGUUUACAGCAGAGGACUUGAAAGCAUGCACCAAUGGUUUUCACCAGAACAACCUGAUUGGAGAUACUCAGUUUGGCAAAUUAUAUAGAGGACAGAUUAAGCUAGGGUUUAUUGGAGCAGAUCAAGCUCGAGCCGUUACAGUCAAAAUAUGGGAUGAGAAGUCAAGGUGCAUAACAUCCAUACAUGAUGAGUUUCUGAUGGUUAAGGAAGAAGUUCAGUUUUUAACACAUCCAAGUAUAAAUGGUCAUCCAAACUUGGUGAAAUUGAUUGGUUAUUGCUGUGAAAAGGAAGUCAAGGCUGUUGUCUAUGACCUCAAUCCAUGGGAUACUCUGCAUAAUUUGACAGUGAAAGAUUAUCUCAACUGGGUUCAGAGGCUCAAUGUGCUUCUCCAAUUUGCACGCCUCCUUGAAUUUCUACACAACCAGGACAAGCCAUAUUUGGUGUUGAACAUCAAUGCAUCUCAUAUAAUGCUGGAUUGGGAUUGCAGGCCAAAAUUAUUUGAUUUUGGACACAUUACUGGAGGAAUCAUUGGUGAAAUGACCACACUAAAAAAGCAGAUACCAAUCUCCAUUGGCUUUGUUGAUCCAUUUUUCACUGCAAAAGGUGGUAGUUUUUGGCACACAAGCUGUGAUGUGUUUUCAUUUGGUGUGAUUCUCUUAGGCCUAAUAGCUAAGAGAGGCUUUGAGCCAGUGUGUGUGGAAAAACCCCAUUUGGGACUGGACGGUUUAGUACAGUACUGGGCCAAGAAGGAAUACAAGCCCAAUGGGUCACUUGUCCACAGGAGCUUGCAGGAAGACUGGGGUUACGUUGAUGAAGAUGGUCUUGCAAUUACAGAGCUGGGAAUGCGUUGUGUUGAAUUCUUCCCAAGAAACCGCCCUACAAUUAAGAAAACUGUUGAGCUUCUUGGGGGUUUACUGGUUUUUCAACGCUUUGGUGAUGCCAGGCCUAACAAAAGAGAAAAGACAUUUCACGGGAUUGGCAACCAUGCAGGGGGCACGUGA
Molecule: messenger RNA, 1026 nt
Organism: Prunus dulcis (almond)
Lineage: Eukaryota; Viridiplantae; Streptophyta; Magnoliopsida; Rosales; Rosaceae
Product: putative receptor-like protein kinase At1g72540
Exons: 5
Coding region: 1-1026 (341 amino acids)
Biological process (GO): protein phosphorylation
Molecular function (GO): ATP binding; protein kinase activity
Source: RefSeq, a predicted model, not a curated record